AUUCUUUUUUUUUUUUUUUUUUUUUUGGUGCAUCACUAGUAAUAAAGCUAUUUAGAUUUAAUUAAAACCCAAUUGAAUGUAGGCAAUCUCAAUUUGAUGUUAUAGGUUUGAAGAACCUUUUAGAAAAUAAAUAUGGCUUGCAGGUCAAAGCUCGCUCCCGUGUUGAAGCGGGUAGCGAUACCGAGCUUGAGAAGAUCCGUGGCGGUUGCCAGCCCAGUCGUCUCUGCCGCGCGAUAUAUAUCAGGCACGGCUCCGAGGCCGUUCCGGGAAUCCAGCACAAAACGCGCCGGCGGGUUCACAACCGAUUCCUACCCGGAGAUCAAGCGGGACGACAGGUUCGCCCAGAUCACAGCCGAGCACGUGGACUACUUCAAACAGCUGCUCGGCAAGGACUCCGCCGUAGUCGACGGCGUGACCGGCGCCGCGGCCGAGGACGAGAUUGAGCCCUUCAAUCUCGACUGGAUGCGCAAGUACAAGGGCCACUGCAAGCUGGUCCUGAAACCGGCUUCGACCGAGGAGGUCAGUAAGAUCCUCAAGUAUUGUAACGAGAACAUGCUGGCUGUCGUCCCUCAGGGAGGUAAUACCGGCCUUGUCGGCGGCUCGGUGCCUGUAUUCGACGAGAUCGUCGUCAGCACCAGCCGGAUGAACCAGAUCCGGUCUUUUGACGAAGUAACCGGUGCUUUGGUUGUGGAUGCCGGUGUUGUGCUAGAGGUAGCCGAUCAGUUCCUUGCCGAGAAGGGCUAUAUCUUCCCCUUAGACCUGGGUGCUAAGGGUUCCUGCCACAUCGGCGGCAAUGUUUCGACUAACGCCGGCGGGCUCCGGUUAUUGCGGUACGGAAGUUUGCACGGCACCGUCCUGGGAGUCGAAGCCGUUCUUCCCGAUGGGACCAUCUUAAACGACUUGAGCAAGCUGCGGAAGAACAAUACGGGGUAUGACUUGAAGCAACUCUUCAUCGGCGCGGAAGGAACAAUCGGCAUGAUCACUGCGGUAUCCAUACACUGCCCCCCACGGUCCAAGGCGGUCAACGUUGCGUUCCUCGGUGUUGAAUCUUAUGACGAACUCCUCCAGGCUUUCAGGGAGGCUAAGACGCAACUUGGUGAAAUCCUAUCUGCUUUCGAGAUGAUGGAUGCCCAGAGCCAGGAAAUAUUCCACAAGGUAAAGGGGAACAAACGACCGCUCGAAGGCGAACAUCCUUUCUACUGUUUAAUAGAGACGAGCGGUUCAAACUCGGAGCAUGAUAGCGAGAAGUUGGGAAACUUCCUCGAAGAUCUUAUGACGAAGGAGAUUGUUAGCGACGGCGUCAUGGCACAGGAUGAGACUCAAUUCAAAUCGCUAUGGAGCCAGCGAGAAGGCAUUACGGAAACCCUUGGACACUGGGGCGGAGUUUAUAAAUACGACGUAUCCAUCCCUAUAAAGGAGAUGUACCAGCUUGUGGAAGACACCAGAAAGAGACUAGAAGACGCCGGCCUGAAGGACGGGACCGAAGCGUCUCCCGUCGUGGACGUUGUCGGUUACGGCCAUAUGGGAGACUGCAACUUACACCUCAACAUUGCGGUGCGGAGAUACGACAAGAAAGUAGAAGAGGCUCUCGAGCCGUUUGUUUACGAAUGGAUCAGCAAGAGAAACGGCAGCAUCAGUGCCGAGCACGGGUUAGGUAUUGCUAAGAAGAAGUAUAUUGGCUACAGCCGAAACGAGACGACGGUAGGGCUGAUGAAGCAAAUUAAGAACCUCUACGACCCGAACGGCAUUAUGAAUCCUUACAAGUACAUAUAGAGAUGUAUUGUACUAUAAUACCGUUGUAGAACGGAUAGCUUCUUCAACAGAUGAAUAUGGGACAGUUCCUGGGCCGGACUUUUGUAAAUACGGGCUCGAAAGGAAGGUUGGCAAUUAAAAAAAAUUUGAUAUCCGGUGAAUAACAGGUAGAAGGCUUGCAAGUAUCUUAAACACUAUGUGAGUUCGUUCUUCUGUAGAUGCGGAAAACAUCGUCUGUAGCUUUAGGGGAGAGUUUAUGGUGUCAUUCUAAAGCAGUCUAAAGGAAGUUAUAAAACCCUCGGUUAAUUUUUACAAAAUAAUGAGAAAUAUCAAACAGCAAUAUCUUAAGACUCC
This is a messenger RNA of Daldinia caldariorum, 2106 nucleotides long. RefSeq lists its product as uncharacterized. NCBI's taxonomy places the organism in Eukaryota, Fungi, Ascomycota, Sordariomycetes, Xylariales, Hypoxylaceae. The record is from RefSeq and is a predicted model, not a curated record. Gene Ontology annotation, cellular component: mitochondrion. Gene Ontology annotation, molecular function: FAD binding; catalytic activity. The transcript is spliced from 2 exons. Bases 133 to 1773 code for a protein of 546 amino acids.